AAUGGAGACUCUCCUUUCUCUCAGUGUCUAGAUGAGUACGACGAUGAUGAAGCGGGUCAGAAAGAGCGGAAGCGAGAAGACGCCAUCACACAACAGAAUACCAUCCAGAACGAAGCGGCCAGCCUCUUAGAUCCAGGCGCUUCCUACCUGUCCCAGGACCCGUCAAGAACAGUUCCAGGCAGAUACAAGAGCGCAACCACGGCCCCCGAAGAUGAUGUCUCAAGUAGAUAUCCCAGAGCAGACAGAAGCGGGUUCGGUCGACACAACCGAGACACAAACGCAGCAGGGAGUUUCGCCUCGAGUAGCACAUUGGAAAAGAGAAUUGAAGAUCUCGAAAAGGAAGUAGUGAGAGAAAGGCAAGAAAACCUCCGACUCCUGAGACUGAUGCAAGAUAAAGAAGAAAUGAUCGGGAAACUCAAGGAAGAGAUUGAUUUGUUAAAUAGGGACCUAGAUGACAUAGAAGAUGAAAAUGAACAGCUAAAGCAGGAAAAUAAAACUCUUUUGAAAGUUGUUGGACAGCUGACAAGGUAGAAGACCCAAGGCUCGGUGUGGAAAACCUGUCUUUAAACUACUGAUUGAAUGUCGCGGCUAAGGCAAAGAAGAUGUUCCUGUGAUGCAAUACGUUCAGAUAACUGUAUAUUUAUUUCUAGACACCAGAUGGAUAUUGGUUUUCGAAAUUACUCUUUUUUUCAUUGUUAGUUUUACAAAGCAUCAACCUUGUAUUUCACAACUUAGUGACAUUUUUAGUUAUUACAAUAAUAGGUAAUGCCUCUUGGUUUUGUGUGAUAUCCCAAUAAUAUAUGGUUCAGAGUAACAGCCAUUUGCAUAUAUUUUAUCUAUGUUAGUACAUAUUCUCCCUAAAGGAAUAUGCAUAGUCUUUGUUUACAUGAAUUCAAAUACUUGGGGGAGUUGCCCACAGAUGCCUUAUUACUCAUGCGUGCGGCCUUCUGUGUGUUGGUAGUUACUCAUAAAGACCUGGCUCCUGUCACCCGUACCUUCCACAUGCUCUAAUGAUUUUGAGUAGUAAUAGACACACUAUUUUGUAUAGCAAUAAUCUUUGAAAGGAAAGCUAUUUUACAAAGUCACUUAAUAUGUUCUAGUUGGCUAAAUAUAAACUUAAGAGAAUACUUGAACUGUGUUAUAGUAAGUGAAAAGUUACUAUGUUGUGUUUGAAUAUUGAAAAAUUUCAAUUACUUCUGAAAAACAGUCAAUGUAUAGUUUCUUAUGUAGGUACUAUCGUAUCGUUUUUUGUUGUUUUUAACUGCUCUAGGGUUUAUUAGUAAAUAUGGAAUAUUUAAAAAGUUGUUUAUUCUUCAGGCCUCAAGUUGUAUACAAUUUCAGUGUUGAAGAAGAAAAUUGAUGCUUUUAAUAAUCAUGUGCUUCAAAGUCAGAGACAAAAUAUUUUUUCCACACUUAAAAUAUUUAUACAUUUGUUAACAUAUGAAAGCAUAUAUACAUAUGAUGCAGAAUAGCUCUGCUGAUCCCUGAAUUGGAGAAGCAUUGGGAUGUAUUUUUCCUCAUGAGAGAAUAGUCCCAUAUCCCAAGGCUACUGCUCCCUAACACUGAAAAUUGGAAAGCGAUCAUAUUUGAAGAUUCAUAAAAUAAAGUUGUCUUCUGUUAAA
This is a messenger RNA of Peromyscus maniculatus bairdii (prairie deer mouse), 1622 nucleotides long. The record is from RefSeq and is a predicted model, not a curated record. Lineage: Eukaryota; Metazoa; Chordata; Mammalia; Rodentia; Cricetidae.